ACCGAUGUUUUUUUGUUUUUUCUUCUGUUUAUUUGUCACAUUUUUUUUUCGUUUAACCGUUUGUUUGUUGACUUUUUUUUUGGUAAACAACAAAAAAAAUAUUUCCCGGAAAAGUUCGCUUCAUUUCCCCGAAAGACAACAACAACAACAACAAAAUUGUGUUUUGUGAUUUAUUCAAAUACAGAAAAAAAUAGUGGAUUUUUUGUUUUUUCUGGUAAAACAAAUAACCGAGAAAAGAAGCGAAAAAAAACGGUAAUAAUGCGUAAUUAGAAAAAGUUUCUGGCAAAUUUCUGGCAAACAAGCAAAAAAAUCAAAAGAAAAAAAUCGACUUUUUCUUCGCUAAAGAAUAUUUCCAGAAAAUUUUUUUUUUCGCUGACCAAGAUUCUUGCAGAUGACCACGAUCAUAAUCAAAAUGAUGAUGAUGAUGUCCAUAAUAAAAUUAUUAACAAUUUUAUCAUUAACUUCGAUUUAUAUUGUUGCUAGUCAUGUACAACAACAACAACAACAAUCAUCCACAAAACAACAACGAUUUCAACAAGAUCAAAAUGAUCUAUUGUCAUCAAACAUCAAUAAUAAUCAAAAUGAUUUAGAUUGUACAAAUGAUGGCCUAAUUACAUUUGAAUUGAUUACCGGUUAUGUAUUAACAUCACCAGCUGAAACUGUCCAGAUGAUACCCGGUAUAUUACAAUUAAGUGAUUGUAUUGAACGUUGUCAACGAAAUCAAUCAUGUAGAGCAUUAAAUUUUGAAACUGGAUUAUGUGUAUUGUUAACAACAGCAGCUAAUGAUCAGACUACUGUAUUGACACCAUCACAAUUCCCGGUGUUUACAAUUUUUGCACAGAAAAUCUGUCUAAAACAAAAUUAUCAAAAAUGUAUGGAAAAAGGAUGGUCAUUUGAACGUGUUCUUGGAUUUGAAUUGAAAGAUAAAGAUUUAAAAAAAUUACCAUUACCAAAUCGUUUUGCUUGUAUGCAAGCAUGUUUAUCUGAACAAGAUUUUGUUUGUCGUUCGGCAAAUUAUGACCCAGAUACUGGUGAUUGUUCACUUUCCGAUAUGGAUCGUGGUUCAAUUAAUCCAACACAUGAUAUUAAAAUGCGUACAUAUGGACCAUCAUCAUCUGGAUCAACUGAAUAUUUGGAAAAUAAUUGUAUUGAAGAACCAAAAAAACUAUGUGAUUUUCGUCCAAUCGAAGGAAAAUUAUUGAAAACAGUGGAUUUUGUUUAUCAAAACAUUCAAUCAAUUGAUGAAUGUCGUGAACGUUGUUUAUCAUCCAAAUAUCGUUGUCAUUCAUUUGAUCUGGGUGAUCCAAAUAAUCCAAAUAAAGUUUGCCGUACAAGUCAUUUGGAUAAAUAUUCAUUAGCACAUAUUGAUGAUGCAUAUUUACAAGUUAAUGGUGCUAUUACAUAUGAAUUACAUUCAUGUUAUAAUGUGAGUAUUUUAUGUAAAUCACGUGAAAUGAUUGCCCAUGUACAGACGACAAAAAUAUUUGAUGGAAAAAUUUAUGCCAAAUCAAAACCGAAUUUAUGUGUGGAAGAUAUACAGAAUAGUUUGGAUUUUGAAAUUCGUAUGAAAUAUCAUGAUGUUGAUUGUGAUGUUAAAGAAGUUGUACAUGGACAUUUUAGUAAUGAUAUUGUUAUACAACAUCAUGAUAUGAUUGUAACAACAAAAGAUUUAGGUUUAAGUAUUCAUUGUAAAUAUGAUCUAACUAAUCGUAGUAUUACAAAUAAUGUUAAUCUUUCUGUUGAUGGUGAUGUUGAUGCAACCGAUAGUCAAUCGGCUAUUGUUAGUUCACCAAAUGUAACAAUGAGAAUAACUGAUCGUUCGGGUAGUAAUAUUGUUUCAGCACAAGUUGGUGAUCCAUUAAUGAUUCGUUUUGAAAUUGUUGAAGCAACAAGUCCAUAUGAAAUUUUCGUUCGUGAAUUAGUUGCUGUUGAUGGUCAAGAUCAAUCGGAAAUAUUAUUAAUCGAUUCGAAUGGUUGUCCAACUGAUUUGGCUAUAAUGGGUGCAAUGAAUAAAAUUGGUGGUGAUCGAAAAGCUAUUGAAGGUCCAUUUGAUGCAUUUAAAUUUCCAACAUCGGAAACGGUACAAUUUCGUGCAUUAGUAACACCAUGUUUACCAUCAUGUGAACCAGUACAAUGUGAUAUUCGUGGAUAUGAUGGUGGUCUCCGGGAAUUAAGCUCAUUUGGUCGACGAAGACGUAGACGACGAAGUAUUAAUACGGCCAAUCAAAAUGAUGAUGUUCUCAAUGAAGAAGAAAUAAUUGUAGCAGGAGCUAUUCAAAUUAAAGAUAAAUUUACAUUCAAUGGUAAAGAUAGACGAAAAAAUCAAUCAGGUCAGCAACAACAACAACAACAACAAAAUCAUCGAUUUUCAAAUGAAGAAGCAUCCAUUAUUGCACGACGUGAUUUAAUCUCAAUGACGACAACUGGAACCUGUUUAAAUUCAAUGGGAUUUAUAUUUGCCGGAUCAUUUUUUCUAUUAGCACAAUUGGUUUUAUUAUUAACAUGGGCAUGUCUACGUAAUAGAUCAUCAACAUUGAAAUCAUCAUUGUUAACAUCGACAACAAAAACAUUAUCAAAAUCGCCAUCAUUUUCAUCAUCAUCAUCAUGGAAUAUAAUGGAUCAUCAUAAUAAUAGUAAAAUUAUUCGUCCAACAUUAUACGCUAGUCACGGCAGCGGUGGCGGUGGUCCUUCUCCUAACAAUAAUCAUCAAAAUAAUGUUUACCAUCAUUAUCAACAACCAGGAAAACAACAGCAUCAUGUUUGAUGAUGGUAAUGUGAUGAUAAUGAUGAUGAUAAUGCAAUAAAAAAUGGAUAGAAAUUU
Dermatophagoides pteronyssinus (European house dust mite) is the source of this 2821-nucleotide messenger RNA. RefSeq lists its product as uncharacterized. NCBI's taxonomy places the organism in Eukaryota, Metazoa, Arthropoda, Arachnida, Sarcoptiformes, Pyroglyphidae. Gene Ontology annotation, biological process: anatomical structure morphogenesis. The record is from RefSeq and is a predicted model, not a curated record.